AUUUUGUUUAAUUAAUAUUUUCAUUUAUUUAAAUAGUUGUACAAUGGUGAUUCAUUUAAACAUUUGGACAAUCAUGUCGUUAGUAUUGAUAUCAAUUUGUGACUGUAAUCCGGGUCACGGCCAUAGGAGUCAGGGAACCAGCGAUUCGUAUUUCAAAGUAUUUGGUUAUUUAAAAUUAGAGAGACACCUGUCCAUGAGAUUAUGUGGCAAGCCGUUAGCCGAGGCCCUGACAGUGGCCUGUCCUAAUAACACCUUCAAUAAUAAGAGAUCCAAUAAAAUGGUCGACUUUUCCGACUAUAGUCUCCCGGAGGAGCCCACACCCGAUGUGUUAGAAUUGACUAAAUCUAUGCUCCAAGAGAUGGUCACCGAAAAUCCCUAUCGUUUCCAUCGAAACAUACGUACAGUUCAUGAGGACUGCUGCCAGAAAUCGUGUACUUUUGCUCAGAUUGAAGAGUAUUGUAACUCCACGUCCACUCAUACCCGACCCAAUAAUAAUGACUAAGACCCUGAUCAAUUGAGAAUAACAUAAAAUAUAAUUAUUGUUAUAUAUUUUUAAGUUUCUUUUUAUUAAUUUUUUAAAUAUUAACUGUUAUUCUGAUUGACACGAAUAAAUGAUUAACAUGAAUAAUAAUUAAUGAACAGGAU
Oppiella nova is the source of this 645-nucleotide messenger RNA. The record is from the annotation of a GenBank genome assembly. NCBI's taxonomy places the organism in Eukaryota, Metazoa, Arthropoda, Arachnida, Sarcoptiformes, Oppiidae.